AUGUCAUCAUCACAAAUGCAUCCUCGGCAGUGGACGUCGCCGCAUGUUGCCAAGCAGCGAACACAUGUGCGGACCUACCAGGCAGCUGCAGUCGCAGCUGCUACUGCUUUGGUGAUGCCACGAAAUCGCUGUCAAAUGCGGGCGGAGCAACCAGAAGUCGUUGACACUGAAAACGCAGACCUUCCCGAAGUGGUCGAGGGAGAAAGCGACAUCCAAGCCUAUGGUGGCUAUCCUGAACCACCUGCGCGGAUUUUCGAAGGCACUGAGGAGAUUGAUCUUGAGAAAAAAGAUAAACGGCCAUCUGGGUCAAGUGAGAAGGGCACAUACUUCUGGAAAAUGACGCAAGAUAAGAGAUUUAUUGAGGUUGUUGUUCCAGUCGAUGACUGGGUCGAAGCGAAAGACGUCAUCUACCGGGUGGGUGAGGAGCCCGAAGACCCAAGACGUGGACCCACCUUGCAGUUGGGCUAUCGAGUCAAAGGAGAAGAUGGCAAGUUCGAAGAGAACCUACUCAUUGAUGGGCAGGUUCUGAAUGCGAUAACAAGGGAAGAGUCCUUUUGGAUUUUGGACGACAUGGUCGGAGUGAAGGUGAUCAUUCUCACGCUUUCACGACCUCGAAUGAGGAGGCAGCGUCAUGAUCCCAUUCUCCGAAGAAAGACUGAAGAGGAGAGAAUAGAGCCACAGACCUGGGAUGCUUUGCUGGUGGAAGACCGUGAUACCCCAGAUGUCACGCACAAAGUCUUCAUGGACAUCGAGCUUGAAGGCAAACCCGCGGGAAGGAUGGAAUUUGGGCUUUUUGGAGCUGCGCUGCCCAAAACUGUCGAAAACUUCCGUGGGCUUUGCAACGGAGAGUAUACCGAUGCAGAAGGACAAGUCAAGAAAGCGGCUUUUUGCUACAAGGGGUCAACAUUUGGCACCAUCAUGGGCCAGCACAUCAUGUCAGCAGGAAAUGCUGGGAGGGAUGUGGCGAUGAUGGAGCUUUCUGCGGAUGAGUUGGAAGACUACAAUGAGUUCUUCAAGGACUUUGAUGCCCGUCCUCGAACUGUUGGGAAGGUCAAGCUGGGCUGGGCUUUGCGCUGGGGUGGAAGUUUGGGCUUGGGCGAGGACGUGUUUGGAACGCAACGAGUGGAAGGGCAGGCGAUUGCCCUUGACCGCCGUGGGCUGAAUUGA
Durusdinium trenchii is the source of this 1167-nucleotide messenger RNA. The record is from the annotation of a GenBank genome assembly. NCBI's taxonomy places the organism in Eukaryota, Dinophyceae, Suessiales, Symbiodiniaceae.